This is a messenger RNA of Hypanus sabinus (Atlantic stingray), 2500 nucleotides long. Its product is annotated as lysosomal protective protein-like. The transcript has 11 exons. Lineage: Eukaryota; Metazoa; Chordata; Chondrichthyes; Myliobatiformes; Dasyatidae. The record is from RefSeq and is a predicted model, not a curated record. The coding region runs from base 13 to 1371 and encodes 452 amino acids. Gene Ontology annotation, biological process: proteolysis. Gene Ontology annotation, molecular function: serine-type carboxypeptidase activity.
CACUUUGUCGCAAUGCUGUGGUGCUUGUUGCUGCUGUGUGUGAGCGGUGCUCUGGCACAGCCCUCCCAGGAUGAAAUCUUCUCCUUGCCGGGGCUGAACACCAGAAUCAACUUCCAACAGUGGUCGGGCUACCUGGAGGCAGGUCCUGGCAUACAUCUGCACUACUGGUUUGUGACAUCUCAACGAGACCCAACCACUGACCCAGUGGUCCUGUGGCUGAACGGUGGCCCAGGGUGCAGCUCAUUGGACGGGUUCCUCGCUGAAAACGGACCUUUGCACGUGAAUGAAAAUGGACAGACCCUCUACAUUAAUGAGUUCAGCUGGAACAAGGUGGCCAACAUGCUGUACCUGGAGUCUCCGGCUGGCGUUGGCUUCUCCUACUCCGACAGCGGAGACUACACCACCAACGAUAAAGAGGUUGCCGAGAACAACUACUUGGCUCUGCAGGAUUUCUUCAAGAAGUUCCCUGAGUUUGCAAGCAAUGAGUUCUAUGUGUUCGGUGAAAGCUAUGCUGGGGUUUACGUACCAUCACUGAGCCUCAAGAUUGCAGAAGGCUCAGCACAAAUCAACUUCAAGGGUUUUGGAGUUGGCAAUGGAAUGAGCAGCCAGCGUUACAACGACCAGUCACUUGUUUACUUUGCCUAUUACCAUGGACUCUUCGGGGACACAUUGUGGUCCAACCUGAAUUCAUACUGCUGUGGAUAUGGACCCUGCAACUUCUACAACAACAAUAACUACAACUGCCAAGAGUCGCUCUACCAAGUCUACCAGAUCAUCUACAACAGUGGACUCAAUUUGUAUGCAUUGUACAGGCCAUGUUCUGGGGGAGUACAGAAAUAUUUUAAUCGACUCCAUGCGGACAUGAAGAACCUCUUCCAGUUUUACAAGUUUGAUGAGAAGAUGGCCUCAGGUACGUCUGGAAACUUUGCUCCACCGUGCAUCAAUGAUACAGCUAUGUGGACCUGGCUGAAUCGUGCUGAUGUGAGGACGGCUCUGCAUAUCCCAGCAAAUGUCCAGGGCUGGGAGCUCUGCAGUGAAGACAUUAGUAGAACCUACGGCCGCAUCUACACCAGCAUGCAGAACUUCUACCUGUCGCUCCUGAGUAAGGGUCUGCGUGUGCUCGUCUACAAUGGGGACACCGAUAUGGCCUGCAACUUUCUGGGAGGCAACUGGUUUGUGCAGUCACUCAAUCAGGCGAAAACGGUCAAUUACCAGCCGUGGAUCUGCAAUAACCAGAUUGCUGGGUUCUACGAACAGUACGGAAGCCUCACGUUCCUGACAGUCAAGGGAGCUGGACACAUGGUACCACAGUGGGCACCCGCGCAGGCUUUGAAGAUGUUCGAGUCCUACCUCUCCAACACUCAGUACUGAGACAGCGCCCGUCCACGGUUUCCCAGCCCAAUGAUUGGCUGCUUUUCCUGCUUCUCCUAUGACAAUAGGCUUUUAAUCACAGAACACGGACUAGAGUAACCGGCACCAAGCUAAGCCAAGUGUAAAUGAGACUAAUAGAAAGUGGGAGAGAAGCUCAGUCACAGCUUCAGGCAACAUUGUGAACCUCACUCAAUAACCCAGUGACAAUUCACAUCAGCUGGUUAACACUAGGAUACAAGAAGGUUCCACUCUGAGAACUCAAACCUUUUAUUCCCAAGUCGGAGAUGAGCAAGAACAUGUACGGGAGGACCACAGAAACACCUAUGAUGGGAGUACAAAAAGGGGCGGCUACCUACCAGCUGCUGAGGGUCGGAGUAAGUUUGCUCUGAUCUCCCAGCUGCACUUGGUUCCAUCCCGCCCCACGAUUGUUGCAGACGGGGAAAUGUCCCGUCCCACCAGGCAGAAGAUGCCCACUGCCCUGCAUGAGCAGCAAUCCAUCCUCAACCAUCCCACUGGUCUCCCAAAUGCUUAUUUAUGUGUACAAACUGUAACCUAGGCAAGAGCAGUGCAGAGUUAUUCAGGGCCAAUGUUAGCCACCCAAAACACUCCUUUCCCGUUAAUGAGGCAUGAAUAUUUAUCUGGGAUUGUUCCAAAGUGGGGCCAUCCCCUUAUUAGGAAUGUCUCCCUUGUGCACAGGGAGAUCCUUCUGCCCAGUUUGGCUCAGUUUGGUGCUGGUGCUGUUUCUAAUUACAAAUCCUAUUCCAGGACUUGGCUAGUUUGCACUCAGAGGAUAGUUAAUCACUGAAAAUUCACAAACCAACUACCGUAGUUCCUUGAAGGAGCUUCUUCAAAGGAGCGAUUUAUGAUGACAUAAAUGUGAUUUUCAAACAAAAGCUCAGGGGAGGAAUGGAACAAAUUCAACACUUUCCCUCCCCCUGAGAGCAACUCUUAGUCCACAACCUUCCUUCGGGUGAAAUAGGUCAGAAGUCCAGGAGUGCGGUGCACGGCCGCAGGUGCGCAGUUUGCAUCGACACUUGUGGGCCUUUGACACUUUGCGGUGUGGAGUUCUCUUCGCUGGUGGCGGUGUAGAAUGGGAAUGGGCCCUGUGCUGGGGCCGGCACAACAGGGU